AUGAGCUUCAGAACAUCAGAGGCCACUAGCAUUACAGUAACAUCCGUGUCAGCAAAUGAAGCGACUCUUUCAGAUGGGAAUAAGCUGGAUGGCUCUCGAUUGGUUUUGUCAGAUUCCAUAGAUUACAGCUAUGAUGAGUUAGAGAUGGACAAUGAUGUCUUGUUUGAUGACACUGAGGACAGGGCUGUUGUAAAUGAGGUGGCAGAAGUAAUUUCAAAAAACCAUAAUGACAACCAUAAUGCUACAAAUGAAGAGGGGCCAGUGUUGACCAUUUCCCCACAUAAGGUGACCCGGACCAGUUUCUUGUUAGCAGACUCAGUAGACUACACUGUAAAUAAUUUGGAAGAUGACGUUAUAGCUGAGAGGGAAGACACUGAAAAGCAUGCUGACUUGGAAGGCAACAUCAGAAAUAAUUCGGAAGAUGAAGUUAAAGCAGAGAAGGAAGAAUUAGAUGUGAGGCAUAGCGACUCCGUAGACUACCCUGUAAAUGAUGGAGAGGACAGCAGUACAACAGUGAAGGAAGAAGACAGUGCAAAGCAUACUGACUCUGUAGACCUCACUGUAAAUGAUCAAGAGGAUGAAGCUACAGCAGAGAAGGAAGAAGGCAAUCUGGAGGAUGCAGAACAAACCGAAAUAAAAAAUGUGACAGUGGAGUUCAAUAGGACUGAGUGUGACCAGCAGGAAAAGUGUGUUAAUGAUCUAGAUGAUGAUGGAUUUAGUGAAGUUUGGGAAGAGGAAGUAAUGAUGAGCGCAGAAGAUGAAGAAGUGAGGGAUGGAUAUCAGAACAAAAAAAUGAUGACUGGAAAAGACAUCCCUGGUGAAGAUGUGAUAGAAAAGAAAGACAAUAUCAGUGUAAAGAUGAAAGAAAAGGAAGACAUCUCAAGUGAAGAGGUGAUAGAAAAAGAAGACAUCAUCAGUGAAGAGGGAAUAGAAAAGAAAGACAUCCUCAGUGAAGAGGUGAUAGAAAAGGAAGACAUCCUCAGUGAAGAGGUGAUAGAAAAGGAAGACAUCUCAAGUGAAGAGGUCAUAGAAAAGGAAGACAUCAUCAGUGAAGAGGUGAAAGAAAAGGAAGACAAAAUCAGUGAAGAGGUGAAAGAAAAGGAAGGCAUACCCAGUGAAAAGGUGAUGGAAAAGGAAAACAACCUCAGUGAAGAAGUGAUGGAAAGGGAAGACAUCCCUAAUAAAGAGGUGACAGAAAAGAAAGAUGUUACUGAAGAGGUGAUGGAAAAGGAGAAUAUCAUUAGUGAAGAGGUAAAUAAUAUAAAGAUGAUAGAGAGUGUAAAACAGGAUGGUGAAGUAAUGCAUGACAUGGAAGAUGUCAGAGAAGGUGAUCAGAUAGACGAGGAGGAUGGGAAAAAGAUC
Molecule: messenger RNA, 1362 nt
Organism: Saccostrea cuccullata (small rock oyster)
Lineage: Eukaryota; Metazoa; Mollusca; Bivalvia; Ostreida; Ostreidae
Exons: 2
Source: RefSeq, a predicted model, not a curated record